Molecule: messenger RNA, 1347 nt
Organism: Ambispora leptoticha
Lineage: Eukaryota; Fungi; Glomeromycota; Glomeromycetes; Archaeosporales; Ambisporaceae
Source: the annotation of a GenBank genome assembly
AUGUCUCGCCGCAGGCUAACAACAAAUAGUACUGCAAUAAAGGAGUUUGAAAGUGAAACAACAAAUCCUCAGCAAACGCCUCGUUAUAACUUAAGACAACCAAGAACGCCACCACCAACAACAAUGUCGAUAUCUACAAUAUCAGCACCCUCAACACCUUCACCGCUUAAACGACAAAUUCCUUUAACGCCAGAAACUUCUCCAACAGCAACCAUACCACCACCACCCUAUUAUGAUGAUCCAAUAAAAGUUCAACUUGUGGAAAGAAUCCCAAAAUUAACUUACCAGCCCAGUGUGUUUGGAACCAUGCUCUUACAAGAGGAUGAGAUUUGCUAUAAUGAAGAGGAAAAUAAUAAGGAGAUUAAUCAAUUGAAUACAUCUGAGAAUAGUAGUGGCAGUAGUAGUAAUAACAACAACGCUACCACCACCACCACCAGUGAUAAAAAUAGUUCUGAUUCAUGGAAAAAUGUUGAAACUUCAAUACAAAUUCAUACUUUGCCAAUGUUUUUAGUGUUCAUUUGGAAUUCACUUAGAACACUUAUUCUUGUUCUCUUCUCUUUUCUAAUUUACACGUGGAAUUACCGCAACAAACAUUCAUUGGAUAUCGCUUGGGACUCUGAUGAGUUUCGUGCAUUAAUUGCUAAUGAAGUUGGAACUGUUUUCUCUCACGAAAUACAAAAAAUGUUGGAAGAUAAAGUUGAAUCUGGUCUUAAUCGAGAUGAAGUAUUGAAGUCAGUAAUCAGAGAAAUGCAAGAGGUUUUUACGAGAGAAUUAUUAGAAAAAAAAUAUGGAUCAAGUCGUCCCGAUUUUGCUCUUUCAACAGUAGGUGCAAGAAUAAUUCCACAUCUGACAUCAUUAUCUUACUCUGUCUCUCCUCAAAGUUGGACAAGGAAGAUUAUCUCAUAUAUAUCAUGGCGGAAUAAUAUUGUCGACAAUGCACCGAUGAUUACUAUUGCGCCUGGUAUUUAUGAUGGUCUAUGUUGGAGUUUCGCAGGACAAAAAGGAGUACUUGCUGUGCGACUAGCGAAAAAUGCACAUAUAAAUGCAAUCACUUAUGAACAUAUUAGUAAAGAAGUUGCAGUACGAGAUGAAGUUUCACCAGCACCAAAGGAUUUCGAGGUUUGGGGACUUCCAGAAAACGGCCUUGAAUUAAGCGUAGAAGAUUUCACAAUAUUUCUUGGCCGUUUUACUUAUAAUGUUAAAGAAUCAGCUCCAAGGCAAAUAUUCAACACCGUCACAUCAGAAGUACCAAUACGCGCUGUUCUAUUUAAAAUUAUGAACAAUUGGGGCAAUUCAAAAUUUACUCGUGUUUAUCGAUUCCGUGUUCAUGGAGAUCGUGUCGAUUAA